Spinacia oleracea (spinach) is the source of this 3287-nucleotide messenger RNA. Its product is annotated as phytyl ester synthase 2, chloroplastic. Lineage: Eukaryota; Viridiplantae; Streptophyta; Magnoliopsida; Caryophyllales; Amaranthaceae. The record is from RefSeq and is a predicted model, not a curated record. The transcript is spliced from 19 exons. Gene Ontology annotation, cellular component: membrane. The coding region runs from base 764 to 2986 and encodes 740 amino acids.
UAUAGAUGUUCGAAAAUCAACUUUGGGUAUGCCAAAAUCUUCCUCAAUUUAUCCCUCAUUAGUCAUUCCCGCUAAAACCUUCCUUUUCAAUUACUUGAGCAUUUCGUUCAAUUUUGAUGUAAUUUUUUGUUGAUUUCAAAUUGAAAAAAAAUCGGGGGAAUAUCCCACAAAAAUCACAAAAAUGGGCGUCUUUGCGAACCGCAUUACCUCCAGAAUUCGCCAACAAUGUCAUCAGUCUUUAUCGAGAAUGCCUGGGACGAGUAAACUAUAUUGGCAGUAAGCAAUGUAACACAGAGCUUGUGGUUGACAUGGUGAGGGAACAGUUCAGAGAACACAUGCAUGCAUGAGACAGAUCCAGAGAAGAUUUAGAAAUUAAAGGAUGCUCAGAGGUGCAUUUCUAGGGAAGAUUGUCCCAUCCCAACCUGGUUAAGUUGUUGGGAUAUUGUUGGGAAGAUAAGGAAUUGCUUCUUGAUAUGAAUACUUGUCAAAAGAAAGCUUGGAAAACAAUCUGUUCAGAAGAAAUUGCUUGUGAUGUUCUUUCAUCUGUUCACAUUUUACUCUGAACACGGAUUAUGAUGCAAAGAUAUCAGAUUCCGGCUUAGCUAAACUGGGACCAUCUGGUGGACACUCGAAUGUGACAACCAGAGUCAUGGGCACAUUUGGGUAUGCCGAUCCAGAGUAUGUUGCAACAGUUGGAAGUGAUAAAGAUCGGUUCUAUUAACACGAUCACUACAACUUCUGUAUCAUAGGAGGAUCCACGACAAUGCAGACAUGUGCAUACUCUAACAUAUUCUACGGAGCGAGGGCACCUGUAGAAUUAGAUGGUUUACCCCGUUGGAUUUAUUCUACAGCGACCGUGACUGGGUCAUGUGCAUUAAAAGAGAGGCAGUGCCGGCUUGCUUAUGGUAUUGGAGACAGUGUGAUAAGCAGUUUCAGUACUAGACAUAGGCAUAGAAGCAGACACAGUGUGGUUAGACUGAACUUGGAAGGAGGGGAACUGCCACUGGAAGAUGAGCAGGGCUACCAGGCAGAAGUUGAACAUCGUCAAGUGAGGAUUAGUGAAAGUCUCAAGUUAUACAUGCACCAAUUUGGCUUUCUUACAUGCAACCACAACCAUACUUCUGAUAAUGAUAUUAAGGAUACAGGUAUGGGUACGGCUCUGGGUGGGGGACCAAGAUGGUUUUCCCCGUUGGAUUGCCGUCCAAGUGCUCCCCCCUGUGAAACUAAAAACUUCUACUCAAAGCCCAAAGAGCCACUCCCCCUGCUCCUUUAUCUCCCUGGGAUAGAUGGAACUGGGAUUGGACUUUUAAGGCAGCACCAUAAAAUUUGCCAGAUAUUUGAAGUUUGGUGCUUGCAUAUUCCCCUCGUGGAUCGAACUCCAUUUUCAGAACUAGUGAAGUUGGUUGAAGGCACUGUGAGGUCAGAGUAUAAGCUGUCACCAAACAGGCCGAUAUAUCUUAUUGGAGAGAGUGUUGGAGGUUGCCUCGCAUUAGCUGUGGCAGCUAAUAAUCCUCACAUUGAUCUUAUGCUAAUUGUGGCCAAUCCAGCUACAUCUUUUGGUAGAUCAAAACUCCAAUUAUUGAAACCUUUGUUGGCAUCAAUGCCGAGCCAAUUUUUUCAUGGAGGUGAUGUUAUGAGCAUGCUUAAGGAUGCUGUGCUCAAAAUAUUUCCACAGCCACAAGUUCUUGAAGACAUAUUUGAAGCUUUUCACACUAUAAUAUCCUACUAUUCUGUCGUUACAAACAUUUUAUCAGUAAGUACGUUACUGUGGAAGAUAGAAAUGUUUAUGACUGCUUCCGCCUAUGCCAAUUCGAGACUCCAUGCUGUCAAAGCUCCAACCUUGAUUCUUUCCAGUGGUAAAGAUAGAUUACUGCCAAGUCUAGAGGAAGGUGAAAGACUCAUUCGUGUGUUGUCAAAUUGUGAUAUUCGAAAGUUUAAGGACAACGGUCAUUUCUUAUUCCUGGAAGAUGGUGUUGACUUGGUAUAUACAAUUAAAGGGACCUGUUUCUACCGUCGUGGGAAAAUCCUUGAUUGUGGUAAAGAUUAUGUGCCACCAACCCCUUCCGAAUUUAGAAGAGGGGUACGCCAGUAUUGGUUGUUUGGUCCAGCUACUGCACCUGUGAUGUUAUCAACCCUGGAAAAUGGAGAGAUUGUGAAUGGGCUUGCAGGAUUUCCUUGUGACGGACCAACAAUACUGGUUGGUUGUCAUUUGCUAGCUGGAGUGGAGUUGAUUCCCCUGGUGUCCUCUAUUUUUGAGCAGAAAAACAUCGUUGUACGUGGAAUGGCACACCCCAUAAUAUUCACAAAGCCAAGAGAUGCAAGAUAUUUCGAUUUUUCAGUAUAUGACCCUUUCAAAGUUAUGGGAGCUGUUCCUGUCUCUGGUCUUAAUUUGUUCAAGUUGCUUGCUUCCAAAUCACAUGUUCUAUUGUAUCCUGGAGGUAUGAGAGAGGCAUUUCAUCGCAAGGGUGAAUUUUACAAGUUAUUCUGGCCGGAAGAGCCUGAAUUUGUUCGGAUGGCAGCACGAUUUGGAGCCAAAAUUGUUCCUUUUGGGGUCGUGGGUGCAGAUGAUAUGUUUGAAAAUGGAGUUCAAAUAUUGCAGCUAUUUGCAGAUUAUCAUGAUUUAACAAAGAUUCCUUUCAUCAAAGAUGCAAUUGAAGCAGAAACAAAUAUAGGUGUGAAAUUGAGGACUGAGAGAAGUGGUGAAGUUGCAAACCAACCAGCACACCUUCCUAUAAUACUCCCGAAAGUUCCAGGACGUUUAUACUACUUGUUCGGGAAGCCAAUAGAAACAGAAGGGAGAAGGCACGAGCUAAUGGACAAGCAGAAUGCUCAAGAAAUGUAUGAACAUGUCAAGUCUGAGGUUGAAAGAUCGAUUGCUUAUUUGAAGGAGAGACGAGACCACGAUCCAUAUAGAUAUUUAAUUCCCCGAUUGCUAUAUCAAUCUAUUCAUGGCUUCACCGCACAAGUACCAACAUUUGAACUUUAAUUAGCUUUCUUUUUUCGAAUGAGAAGCGAGUGACGGACAAAGUGGGUGACAGAUUGGAUGGAGAUGCUCCAUGCUUCAUAUUCUUGAGCGAUAUAUUUCUUGUUGCCUCUCUUUGGUUCUUUGCAUAUUUACUUGUGUGAAACCAAUGGUCGCUUGAAAUGUGGUUGAUUUGGUCAAAUUAAUGAGUUAAAUACUCGAAAGACAUUUGAAGGCAUUUUAUCUUUUUGGUAUUUCUUGAACAUUCUUCAGUAUAUUACUAAGAUAAAUGAUUAAAAAAGAAAAAGUGAAUGCUUUAGCUUAG